This is a messenger RNA of Vicugna pacos (alpaca), 1742 nucleotides long. RefSeq names its product lectin, mannose binding 2 (gene LMAN2). Gene Ontology annotation, cellular component: COPII-coated ER to Golgi transport vesicle; endoplasmic reticulum membrane; Golgi membrane. Gene Ontology annotation, molecular function: D-mannose binding. NCBI's taxonomy places the organism in Eukaryota, Metazoa, Chordata, Mammalia, Artiodactyla, Camelidae. The record is from RefSeq and is a predicted model, not a curated record. Gene Ontology annotation, biological process: endoplasmic reticulum to Golgi vesicle-mediated transport.
CAACAAAUAAAGCCGCCGUCCCAUCAGCACCGAGGAUUUGCUUUUGCUGGGAGUUCCUGAGAGUUGGAGGGCUUCCGGCCGGAGGCCAUUAGAUGGAACACCCGGAAGGCGGAAGUCCUAGGACGGAAGUGGCGGAGAGGAACGGAGAAUGGCGGCGGCGGGCUGUAUUUGGCGCAGGGGCUGGGGCCGGCGGUGCCUGGGGAGGCCUGGGCUUCCCGGCCCCGGCCCUGGCCCCGCUACACCUCUACUUCUUCUCCUGUUGCUGGGGCCGGUGGCUGCGGAUAUAACUGACGGCAACAGUGAACACCUCAAGCGGGAGCAUUCGCUCAUCAAGCCCUACCAAGGGGUCGGUUCCAGCUCCAUGCCUCUUUGGGACUUCCAGGGCAGUACCAUACUCACGAGCCAGUAUGUGCGUCUGACCCCUGACGAGCGCAGCAAAGAGGGCUCUAUCUGGAACCACCAGCCUUGCUUCCUCAAGGACUGGGAGAUGCACGUCCACUUCAGAGUCCAUGGUGCAGGGAAGAAGAAUCUCCAUGGAGACGGCAUUGCCUUGUGGUACACCCGGGACCGCCUGGUGCCAGGGCCUGUGUUUGGAAGCAAAGACAACUUCCACGGCUUAGCCAUCUUCCUGGACACGUACCCCAACGAUGAGACCACGGAGCGCGUGUUCCCGUACAUCUCGGUGAUGGUGAACAACGGCUCCCUGUCCUACGACCACAGCAAGGACGGCCGCUGGACCGAGCUGGCGGGCUGCACGGCUGACUUCCGCAACCGCGGUCACGACACCUUCCUGGCUGUGCGCUACUCCCGGGGCCGCCUGACGGUGAUGACGGACCUGGAGGACAAGAACGAGUGGAAGAACUGCAUCGACAUCACGGGCGUGCGCCUGCCCACCGGCUACUACUUCGGCGCCUCGGCUGGCACCGGUGACCUGUCGGACAAUCACGACAUCAUCUCCAUGAAGCUGUUCCAGCUGAUGGUGGAGCACACGCCCGACGAGGAGAGCAUCGACUGGACCAAGAUCGAGCCCAGCGUCAACUUCCUCAAGUCGCCCAAAGACAACGUGGACGACCCGACGGGGAACUUCCGCAGCGGGCCGCUGACCGGGUGGCGGGUGUUCCUGCUGCUGCUGUGCGCGCUGCUGGGCAUCAUCGUGUGCGCCGUGGUGGGCGCCGUGGUGUUCCAGAAGCGGCAGGAGCGGAACAAGCGUUUCUACUGAGCGGCCAGCGCUCGGCUCGGGGAAGGGCCCCGGCGCUGAUGUGAACUGUUUUUUACUGGGAUUGUAAAAGAAAAACCAGACGACCUUAUUUCUUAACCAUUUCAAAGAAAUAAUUAAAGUAUUUUCAUACAUUUUGCUUCUUGCCCAGUGGGGACAGGCUGCAGGGCUGGGGAGUGAGGGGUUGACAGCCCCACAGCCAGGGGGGCGGAGGCCCUGGGUGGCUGCUGGCCCCUCUGGAGCAAGGGGUCUGUGCCCGGAGCUGGGCCGGGACCCGGCAGGAGGCUGGUGAACACUGGAGGCCCCCAGCCCACACUGGGGUGGGCGCCUGAGGACACGAGCUGUGACUUUGUUCUGUGCUGUGAGCUGUGUGUGGCAGAAGAGGAGGCCGACUGGGGAGCCUGGGCCCCUUCCUGUUCAUCCUCCAGCUCCUUCCCGAGGCGGACCCUCCAUCGCGGCUGGAGGAGCAGUGAGGUGGGGCACAGAGUGUGACCGUUUGUUAAAUAAAGUGAAAUAACCAACCUCA